Piliocolobus tephrosceles (Ugandan red Colobus) is the source of this 1578-nucleotide messenger RNA. RefSeq names its product collectrin, amino acid transport regulator (gene CLTRN). NCBI's taxonomy places the organism in Eukaryota, Metazoa, Chordata, Mammalia, Primates, Cercopithecidae. Gene Ontology annotation, cellular component: plasma membrane; extracellular exosome. The record is from RefSeq and is a predicted model, not a curated record. The coding region runs from base 257 to 925 and encodes 222 amino acids. Gene Ontology annotation, biological process: positive regulation of amino acid transport. The transcript has 6 exons.
CUUUUGAGGUAGAGUCAGGGUGGGGAAAACAACUAAUCCGUUUUCCAAACAGGUUUUUAUAAAUAACUGACAGGAGAUGGGCUGUUUUUAUGGAAGUAUUAACCCAAAUGAUGGGUGUUAAUCAUUAAACCUUUUAGGUGGUGGCUCGCUUGUUUCUCUGAUAUUCUAAUCCGGGUCACAGAAUGGCUAAGGCAGAUUUAAGUGCAGCGUGGAUUUUUUUUUUCUCACUUUGCCUUGUGUUUUCCACCCUGAAAGAAUGUUGUGGCUGCUCUUUUUUCUGGUGACUGCUAUUCAUGCUGAACUCUGUCAACCAGGUGCAGCAAAUGCUUUUAAAGUGAGACUUAGUAUCAGAACAGCUCUGGGAGAUAAAGCAUAUGCCUGGGAUACCAGUGAAGAAUAUCUCUUCAAAGCGAUGGUAGCUUUCUCCAUGAGAAAAGUUCCCAACAGAGAAGCAACAGAAAUUUCCCAUGUCCUACUUUGCAAUGUAACCCAGAGGGUAUCAUUCUGGUUUGUGGUUACAGACCCUUCAAAAAAUCACACCCUUCCUGCUGUUGAGGUGCAAACAGCCAUAAGAAUGAACAAGAACCGGAUCAACGGUGCUUUCUUUCUAAAUGACCAAACUCUGGAAUUUUUAAAAAUCCCUUCCACACUUGCACCACCCAUGGACCCAUCUGUGCCCAUCUGGAUUAUUAUAUUUGGUGUGAUAUUUUGCAUCGUCAUAGUUGCAAUUACACUACUGAUUUUAUCAGGGAUCCGGCAACGUAGAAGAAAGAACAAAGAACCAUCUGAAGUGGAUGACGCUGAAGAUAAGUGUGAAAACAUGAACACAAUUGAAAAUGGCAUCCCCUGUGAUCCCCUGGACAUGAAGGGAGGGCAUAUUAAUGAUGCCUUCAUGACAGAGGAUGAGAGGCUCACCCCUCUCUGAAGGGCUGUUGUUCCGCUUCCUCAAGAAAUUAAACAUUUGUUUCUGUGUGACUGCUGAGCAUCCUGAAAUACCAAGAGCAGAUCAUAUAUUUUGUUUCACCAUUCUGCUUUUGUAAUAAAUUUUGAAUGUGCAUGAAACUGAAAAGCAAUCAAUUAUACCCAUGAACACCACUGAAAUCAUAAGCUAUUGAUGACUCAAAAUAUUCUAACAUACUUUUCUGACAAUAUAGUGUAUAAAUGUGGUCAUGUGGUAUUUGUAGUUAUUGAUUUAAGCAUUUUUAGAAAUAAGAUCAGGAUUAUAUAUAUAUUUUCACACUUCAAAGACCUAAGGAAAAAUACAUUUUCCAGUGGAGAAUACGUAUAACAUGGUGUAGAAAUCAUUGAAAAUGGAUCCUUUUUGAUGAUCACUUAUAUCACUCUGUAUAUGACUCAGUAAACAAAAGUGAGAAGUAAUUAUUGUAAAUGGAUGGCUAAAAAUGAAAGUAUUGAUAUACAGGGUAGAAUUUUAUCCUGUUAUCACACCAACAGUUGCUUAUAUAUUUUCUGAGUAUCAGCCCCUAAUAGGAUAAUUCUAUUUGUUGACCAUUUCUACAAUUUGUAAAAGUCCAAUCUGUGCUAACUUAAUAAAGUAAUAAUCAUCUCUUUUUGAUUGUG